Molecule: messenger RNA, 1539 nt
Organism: Aureobasidium vineae
Lineage: Eukaryota; Fungi; Ascomycota; Dothideomycetes; Dothideales; Saccotheciaceae
Source: the annotation of a GenBank genome assembly
AUGGAUACAUUACCUUCAGAACUUUUGAGCAAGGUGAUCUCAUUCCUCAAUGUCGACAGAGUGCGACUGAAAGCGUAUGCCACAAUAUCUCGAAAAUGGCAACACAUCGUUGAAGAGCGUACAUUCGCUUGGUUGCGUGUACGAUCGAUGGAACUAGAUAUGUUCAUGAAAGCCGUGGUAAAAUCACCUCACAGACAUCGCCGGAGCAGCAUACGAAAUCUGCAUUUCUACAUUGUACUUCUCGAUUACAGUGAGAGCGCCUGCGGGCGUUUCGAGAGGGAAUCAGACAGACGGCUCAACAACGAGGCUUUCAGCCAUGCUAUUGCUGCUUUGUCUGCUGUUCUGGUUGCUUUCGAGGUUGUUCGCGAUUCCGGAACUUACGAUCUGCAUUUCGAGCGCUGCUACUCUUCUUUAGAUGCCGACAAACGGGUCAAGAGAAGACUGAGAGCAGACACACUUGCAGUCAUAGCGGGAGCACGCUAUGAUGUAUUCGAGGAUAGAUACAAGGACUUUCAUCUGCAUCUCUUGCAAGCAGAGCAGCUGCCAAAGUUGCACAGUAUUUCCUCACUCACGAUCUUUGGAGACGGCCCACGAAAACUCGCGCCAGCAAUCGCUCCAGCACUUGCCUCCGAAAUGCCAAAUCUGCUUUAUGCCAACUGGGAGUUCUCGGAUACGGAAAGGACACGAUCGAGCCGUCGCACUCGACUCAGGUUAGACCUUGCAAAGCAACUGCGGCUGCUUGAUCUAUCCAAAAUCAACGCAUUCCAGCUUACUUUCCAUCACCAAGAGCCCUGGAAUGAGAAAUCCAGCAAUGCAGAUGUGCGUGGUCAAGCUCGUCUCCCCGGCGAUGAGUUAUCCGCUGCAUUGCAAAAACUUGCGCAGGCGCCCAAUCUGACAGAGUUAAUGUUGUGUGGACCUAUUUGUGUUGGCCCUGAAAACUUCUGGCCGGGAGAGGAGCUCGCUGAAGAUACACCAUGGCGUUCAUCAGAGGAGCUCUGUGUCGUAAUCGUCGCAGUUAGACCCGAUGGCGGGUGGUACACUGGACUGGAGAUGGAUUGGGGGACACCGGAUGCUGAUGAUACCACAAGUGCGAGGAGCUCUGAAUACGAUUCCACAGAACCCUUCGCUAUUGAUGAGCUUCCACCCGAUACAUACGGCUACGAAGAAGAGGAACGCGAUCGGAUCAUUAAUGGCAAUCAACCUUGUGACGUGUUCCGCUUAUGGACCCACGCCAAACUUGACGAGCUAUUCACAGCCGUUGCACGUGCUGCCACGAAGAUGUCUAAGCUGUGCCGAAUGGACGUCGGGCUCGACGCGUGGGGUGGAAGAUUAAGCGACAAUAGGUUGAUCUAUAUCAAUGCUGGUGACAGUCAUCCACGCGACAAGAAGCCAAGCCAUAAGCAACANUGGAGAGGGCCAAGAGGAUGGCGGAUGGAGGCUGAUCUGGAAAAGGCCUGGAGAAUGCUUCUGGGUGUGAAUGGUAUCGUAAGAUAUUCAGCAUAUGGAGAAUGUGCUCGUGACAGAAAGGGAUCUUGUUGA